This is a messenger RNA of Oncorhynchus nerka (sockeye salmon), 702 nucleotides long. Its product is annotated as DNA-directed RNA polymerase II subunit RPB1-like. The record is from RefSeq and is a predicted model, not a curated record. NCBI's taxonomy places the organism in Eukaryota, Metazoa, Chordata, Actinopteri, Salmoniformes, Salmonidae. The annotation marks the transcript as partial. The transcript has a single exon.
AGCAGUACACCCUCCUAUAGCAGUACACCCUCCUAUAGCAGUACACCCUCCUAUAGUAGUACACCCUCCUAUAGCAGUAAACCCUCCUAUAGCAGUACACCCUCCUAUAGUAGUAAACCCUCCUAUAGUAGUACACCCUCCUAUAGUAGUACACCCUCCUAUAGUAGUACACCCUCCUAUAGUAGUAAACCCUCCUAUAGUAGUACACCCUCCUAUAGCAGUACACCCUCCUAUAGCAGUACACCCUCCUAUAGCAGUAAACCCUCCUAUAGCAGUAAACCCUCCUAUAGCAGUAAACCCUCCUAUAGCAGUACACCCUCCUAUAGCAGUACACCCUCCUAUAGUAGUACACCCUCCUAUAGUAGUACACCCUCCUAUAGUAGUACACCAUCCUAUAGUAGUACACCCUCCUAUAGUAGUACACCCUCCUAUAGUAGUACACCCUCCUAUAGUAGUACACCCUCCUAUAGCAGUAAACCCUCCUAUAGCAGUACACCCUCCUAUAGUAGUACACCCUCCUAUAGUAGUACACCCUCCUAUAGUAGUACACCCUCCUAUAGUAGUACACCCUCCUAUAGUAGUACACCCUCCUAUAGUAGUACACCCUCCUAUAGUAGUACACCCUCCUAUAGCAGUACACCCUCCUAUAGCAGUAAACCCUCCUAUAGCAGUAAAUCCUCCUAUAGCAGUAAACCCUCCUAA